Messenger RNA from Chlorocebus sabaeus (green monkey), 1029 nucleotides. RefSeq lists its product as uncharacterized. Gene Ontology annotation, biological process: cell-cell adhesion. Lineage: Eukaryota; Metazoa; Chordata; Mammalia; Primates; Cercopithecidae. The record is from RefSeq and is a predicted model, not a curated record.
AUGGGCUGGGAGAGAUUUCUGGAAGCUGAGAAAGGGGCGGGUUUGACCCCCCAACUUUGCCCUGCUCUCAUUGGCCCUCCCCCCCUCCCCUUUCCCUGCCCCAAUUGUCUCGGUGUCUGGGUCCUGGCCCUGGGAGGAGGGGACAGUGAGGAUAGGAGUGGGGAGGGGGCUCAGGCUGAAAGCAGAGCCAGCUGCAGAAGCACGAAGAGAAGUACCGUAACCUUCAGCCUUGACCCCAGACCUUGGUGCCCCAGAACCUGGGCUCUCCAAAGCAAGACCAGGGCCCCCACACUGUGCGCCAGAGUGCGGGGUGGGGAAUGCCCACAGCCCGAGGGCCCCCAGGCUGAAGGCAGGAGACUGGGGCUGCUGGGGAAGUCGUCCAGGCUGAGGGGCCAGGCCUGGCAGGGCCAUGGCGCUGCUGCUGCUGCUGCUGCUCCCAGGCUGCGGCCGUGCUGCAGGCUCCGAGCUGGCCUUUGUGCAGAGCCGGGGGACACAGCGGCUGUGCAGGAGCACCCACGGGUGCUGCCCUACCAGGUAGAGGGUGAGCCGCCCGUGUCCAUUUCUUGGCAGCGGGAUGGGCUGGCCUUAGCCAAUGACAGCGGUGCCACCCUGAUGCCAGAAGGUUCCCUGCACCUGGCUGCCCUGCCUUCCCGCUGGAGCCUCCUUUCCAAUGCCCACGAGUACCACUGCGUGGCCCAGAACCGCUGCGGGCGGCUGGUGAGCCGACGGGCCCGGGUACAGCCGGCAAGUCUGUCCCGCUUCCACCAACAUCCAGAAUCGGUUGAGGUGGAGCGGGGUGGAGUUGCUCGUUUCCAGUGCCUGAUCCAGGGGGUGCCUGAACCAUCCAUUUCCUGGGAGCACAAAGGCACAGCCCUGAAUACUGCCAACCACCGGUGAGCACCUGCCAGCAGUGCAAUGGGACGGCGGGCUGUGAGCCAGGGCACAGGCCAUGGAGCCCUGACCUGUGCAUCCUCAGGGUCACACUGCUGCCUCGUGGCAUCCUCCACAUCACCAGUGUGAGCCAGGCGG